GGGUCGCCUCCGGUGCCCUCUGCAGGUCAGAGCUUGGUAUUGCAGCGGUGCUCGGUGGCUGCGGGAGGAGCUUGUUCAUUCGUUGUCUGCGGAAGCCGAGGCACCGGGUGGCCCGGGGACACCAGACAUGGAGUCGAAAAAAUUGAUUACGGCAACUGACACCCAGUACUCUGGCAGCUUGCUGCAAGCUCUAAAUGACCAGCGGCUGCAGGGCUUGUUUUGCGAUGUCACAGUCAUCGUUGAGGACCGCAAAUUCCGGGCUCACAAGAAUAUUCUUUCUGCCUGUAGCUCUUAUUUCCAUCAGCUCUUCAUUGUGGCUGGACCUGUCGUGGAGUUGAAUUUCAUCAGAGCUGAAAUUUUUGCAGAAAUUCUUAACUAUAUUUACAGUGCUAAAAUUGUUCGUGUGAAAUCUGACAUGCUGGAAGAUCUGAUAAAAUCUGGAAAAUUGCUCGGAGUUCCUUUUAUAGCAGAGCUUGGAAUACCUCUGUCACAAGUGAAGAGCAUGUCUGGUGGAGGUAAGGAUGGUGCUCCUGACGCCCAGUCUAACUCGGACCCAAAAGCUACAAAAAACAGUCCAUCCUCAAGUACAGGUAAAGCUGCGGGGAGCAAGGAAAUGCCAGUCAUCACCGAAGCAUUCUCCUUAUCGUUCACUAAUGAAUCCAAUAUGGAAACACACGUGAUAGAAGACGAGUCGGACGACGACGACGACGACGUGAUCUUUUGUUCAGAAACUGUGCAAGCCAAACCGGUGACUAAAGAAAAGAAAGAACCUGUGCUAACCCCAAUUUCUAGUUCUAAUGACCAAGUGUCAGACACAAAAAAUCCUGCACCCUCUAGUCAAUCUGAGCAGACUAAUGAAAACACUAAGCCUCUGACCCAACCCACUUUAAAAAACAUGGUUGCUGCAUCGAGUAAUAUCAAUUCAAACCAGUCGCCUCAAAAUCCCCCUACAAACGGUUCUCUCGCCCCUCCUGCUCCACAACCUGUACCGGUUACAACUGUGAGUCCGGUCCAGACUUCCCAGAACACUUCAUCUUCUGUUACAACAGCAUCGGCCGAGAAGCAAGCACCUUCUGAUGCUAACCAAAACUUGCCAAAACUGCAGCCAAUUGGUAUUAUUAAGCCAAAAACCGAACUGAUAUUAGAUGGAAACGGCAUUUCAACUUGUCCUAUUUCUUCAGCAGUGUCCUUGGAACAGCCAACAAUUACACACAAAAAUGUGUCUUUUGAUGGCGUUCAAAAAAAGCAAGUCGUCACCUUCAGCCCCGGAUCGUCUUCGAAACCAGGAGAAUUCAAAAUUAAGAUUGCCGACGUUGUUUCUGGAACCAGCAAGGACUCUUCUGAGCCUCGGCGCAUAAUGGACGGUAAGAAAAUCAUUACGCUGGACACGGCCUCAGAGAUUGAGGGAUUGUCUACAGGAUGCAAAGUUUAUGCAAACAUUGGCGAGGAUACAUACGACAUAGUAAUCCCCAUCAAGGAAGAUCCUGAAGAUGUGUUGCCCAAGCUGGAAGACGAUGAUGGCUUUCCAGAUCAUAAACGGAUGAAACUAAAACACGAAGACCACUAUGAGCUCAUCGUCGACGGGAGAGUCUAUUAUAUCUGCAUUGUAUGCAAAAGAUCCUACGUCUGCCUGACGAGUUUACGAAGACAUUUUAACGUGCACUCCUGGGAAAAGAAAUAUCCUUGUCGGUACUGCGAGAGAGUCUUUCCUCUUGCAGAGUAUCGCACAAAGCAUGAAAUUCACCAUACUGGUGAAAGAAGAUAUCAGUGCUUGACUUGUGGUAGUUCAUUUAUUAAUUACCAAGUCAUGGCUUCACACAUUCGAUCUGUUCACAGUAUGGACCCUGCCGGAGAUUCAAAGCUUUACCGUCUAAACCCAUGCAAGACUUUACAGAUUAGGCAGUAUGCAUACAUGGCGGAAAACUCCAAUUCUGUCCCUGUUAUCAGUGACGGCGGAAUCGUGUAUGACAUUGACCCAGACAAAUCUGAACCGGCAUCCGCAGAGGACCACUCUAACGAUGGGCCAAAACCUGUAAAUUGGGACGAUAUCUUCCUUCAGCAGUCCAACCAGAACAUGUUUAAACCAACUACUUCGGAAGGCAGUACAGAAUUUGAGUUUGUUAUACCAGAAUCCUAUUAAUCAUAUUAACAUUUUAAGUUCAGCGUAGUAAGAGCGCGGAGUCCAUGAUCUUCAGGUGAACUGCUGUCAGGAGUUUUAUCAUUUUAAUAUAGCCUACAAAGCGGCAUAGAUUUAGUCUUUCUUACGAGUCACAGGCAGUACGCGAGGGCAUCUUCUCUCCAUUCUUUUAGCUGGCCGCUGAUGCAAGUUUUACAGAGACUAUUGCCAUAACUUGGUUUCUCGCAGUCAUUGUAUAGGAUAUGAUUAGGCACAGAACUUUGUAAUAAAAAAAUAAAGACGUGUGUAUUACACUUCACCGCCGUUGUUCCAGUGUGAGUCAGACACGCUCCCCUUUAGGCAUGUUCGCACUUUACAGGCCAUUGGCAUUCGUUUGGCAAUGCCUGGACCCGUAACCUGAUUCAGCGGUCUGAGGGGUUAAAAAUAAAGCUGAAUGUUCUCUCGUGAAGGGGCCAGAACUGAAGGUCUUCCACUCCUGAAGUGGAUCGCUAGCACUGUGUAAUGCAAUGAAACAGGCGGGCGGUAGAUUUUACACAUUUUAUAAAGCGUUUUCUCAUACAGGUUGGACCUACUGAUGUGUCAGACAUAAGCUACAGAAUCGGUUAAGGGUUUUCAGUCUUCUAGAAAUGUAUUCAUGUGUCACGUUUACUGUGAUGGAGGUAUCAUUUGUAUGUGGAUUGUGUUACACAAGAAAGAAUACCUUGCACACCAGAAAUCUGUUAAAUCCCUUUAAGCGGAGCACAAGUUACUGUGCAUGUAUGUCACUGGUAAUACUUGCAUCUGUGCACAUGCCUCAAGGUUAUAAGGGGUAGUUCAGCACAUAGUUGGCUGCACAUUAAAAAGAACUCGCGACUUAGUCUUACGCUACAUUAAGGCUGCAGUUGGACUUCUUAUGCAGGGUGCAGGCACGGCGGCCCUCACAGAUACGAGGAAUUGCACUACAGCUACACAGCACAUUUUCAUCAAUGUGACAUUGCAGCAGGUAGCCAUACCGAAAUAAUGUACAGUUAUACAUGAGCAUUGUAUUUCAGUUCACCUGGGAGCUUAUAUAUAAGUCCCUGAAGUAGCCGUACAUGGUCAGUAGGUGUUAACCCAGUGCUCGUUUGGCUAUUUCUCAUGACCUCUCCAUACAGAUUCACUCUUGGUUUGGCCAAGCAUGCAUGUAUUCUGAAUAGGGGAAAAUGCUGUCGUACACCUCUGGCUCCUUAUCUUCCUUGAAGAAAGGAUCAGGCAUGUUGAAAUUGAGCAUGUCUAACAUAGGCCAAACAAAUGUCGACCGAAUUUCAAAUACACCACAGAUGGUCAGCUGAUCCGAUGGACUAUGGCAGUGAUGGGUAACCUUGGCACUCCAGCUGUGGUGAAACUAUGACUCCCAGCAUGCUCCAUUUAUUUCUAUAGAGUUCUGAGAGCAGCCAAGCAAGGGGGCAUCUUGGAAGUUGUAGUUUUACCACAGCUGGAGUGCCAAGGUUAGCCAUCACUGGACUAUGGUAUAAUGUGUCGUCUAUUUCCCCAGGGAAUCUGUCACCAGCGACCUUCCUAUCCAGUUUUAUACAUUUGCAUAGACACACAGCUGUGGUUCCCCUGAUUAUAAAACAGUUUUGUUUGUUGAUCCAAGUCGCCAUUCUCGAGUUAUGACACUUUUCCUUGGUAUGCAAGUUAACGCUUUGGUGCCAUCGCCCUUAUUGCGCCCAAGCUCUGCUUCUUUCUGUAACCAGCUCCUCCGUGGCUGUUUUGAUUGACAGGACCAGGGCCGGGCUGGCCACAGAAAGUUGUGAAGCUGGAAGUUGGAUAGGAAGGUUGCUGGCGACAGAUUGCAUCACAUAAACCCACUUCAUAUCGUUUUUUAAUAUCC
Messenger RNA from Bufo gargarizans (Asiatic toad), 3989 nucleotides. RefSeq names its product zinc finger and BTB domain containing 33 (gene ZBTB33). Gene Ontology annotation, molecular function: RNA polymerase II cis-regulatory region sequence-specific DNA binding; protein binding; DNA-binding transcription factor activity, RNA polymerase II-specific. The transcript is spliced from 2 exons. Bases 128 to 2140 code for a protein of 670 amino acids. Lineage: Eukaryota; Metazoa; Chordata; Amphibia; Anura; Bufonidae. The record is from RefSeq and is a predicted model, not a curated record. Gene Ontology annotation, cellular component: nucleus. Gene Ontology annotation, biological process: regulation of transcription by RNA polymerase II.